Messenger RNA from Caenorhabditis briggsae, 1929 nucleotides. RefSeq names its product Protein CBR-CDTL-7 (gene Cbr-cdtl-7). The coding region runs from base 1 to 1929 and encodes 642 amino acids. Gene Ontology annotation, cellular component: cyclin/CDK positive transcription elongation factor complex; nucleus. NCBI's taxonomy places the organism in Eukaryota, Metazoa, Nematoda, Chromadorea, Rhabditida, Rhabditidae. The record is from RefSeq and is a predicted model, not a curated record. Gene Ontology annotation, molecular function: RNA polymerase II CTD heptapeptide repeat kinase activity; cyclin-dependent protein serine/threonine kinase activity; cyclin binding. Gene Ontology annotation, biological process: protein phosphorylation; transcription elongation by RNA polymerase II; positive regulation of transcription elongation by RNA polymerase II. The transcript has 12 exons.
AUGCAUGGCUGGAAGAAAAACAAAGAAGAAGAAGAAGAAGAUGAUCGCAGUAGAAAAAGGACUAGAGACUCCAGCUGGAAUGGAAGUUACAGAAUGGACACAUCGUUAAUUGGGGAAAUAAAGAAGAAACAUGGUUCCAAUAUCACAUCAUCUGGACGAAAGAAGAAGAGUGGUCGAAGUUCUCGGAAACAUCGCAGCCCCAGUUCUUCUUCAAGCAGUUCUGGAGAUAUGGCCAUACCAGCAUCGAACGGUAUGAACGUAACUGCCAUGCCACCUCCACCAACUUUUCAACCGCCGUUCCAAAACAUGUUCGCUCAACCUCCUCCUCCUCCCUUGCCUCGCGGUCCACCUCCACCUCCGGGAAAUCAUUUCAUGACUCCUCCACCAAUGCCUCCACCGACUUUUACAAUGCCACCUCCACCUCCUCCAAAAGAUUUUCACUUUUCUGCUACAACUAGUGUGACACACGUUGCACUCAGCUCCAUACCACCACCUCCACCACCUCAGAUGGUGGAAUUCCCUUCAAGCUCUCGAAAAGACCAUUUGCCGAUGCCUCCCGAUAGUAAACGGAUAACUAGCAGGCCAGUGAUCAUAACAAAACGUGGAGUUGUUUUCAAGACACCAUCUGACUCUGACUCGUGGUAUAAAACCAAUCUGACUCACUAUGAGAUGCUCGAUCAAAUUGGAGAAGGAACGUAUGGACAAGUUUACAAGGCUAUCAACAGGCUUACCGGUGAGCAAGUUGCUAUGAAGCGGGUUCGUCUGGAAAACGAGAAAGAAGGUUUUCCGAUAACAGCGAUUCGAGAAAUCAAAAUUCUCCGUCAGCUACACCACAAAAAUAUCGUCAGACUAAUGGAUAUAGUAAUCGACGAUAUUACGCUGAACGAGCUCAAACAAACUAGAGCGAAUUUUUAUUUGGUAUUCGAAUAUGUCGAUCAUGAUCUGAUAGGAUUGCUCGAAUCGAAGGAGCUUGUCGAUUUCUCAAAGGAACAAAUUUGUUCGUUGUUCAAGCAAUUGCUCGAGGGUCUUGCCUACAUUCACGCCACGGGUUUUCUGCACAGAGACAUCAAAUGCAGUAAUAUUUUGGUUAACAACAAGUAUGCUUUUCAAGGCGAGUUAAAAAUUGCUGAUCUCGGACUUGCUCGGUUAUGGCAAAAAGAGUCUCGAUUGUACACAAAUAAUGUCAUCACUCUCUGGUACCGUCCACCAGAAUUGUUGCUAGGAGACGAAAGAUAUGGAACAGCAGUCGAUGUCUGGAGUGCAGGGUGUAUGCUAGGAGAGCUAUUCACCAGAAAGCCUUUAUUUAAUGGAAGCGAUCCGUUCGGACAGUUGGAUUUAAUCAGCAAGGUCUGUGGAUCACCAUCUCCGGAAUCGUGGCCUGAAUUGACAGAGUUGACUUUUUGGAAUACUUUCAAACAACGUAGAAGCUACCCACGCAAGAUCAGGGAGGAAUAUGAACACUUGAUGCCUCGAGAUGCUGUUGAUUUACUUGACAAGAUGCUCACUUUGAACCCAGAACGGCGAAUUUCCGCUAAAGACGCCCUUUUACAUCCUUGGAUUCGGAAUCUGGAGCAUGCUUGUGUUCAGCCGUUAAAACUGCCACAGCAUCAGGACUGUCACGAGAUGUGGAGUAAGAAGCAGAAACGGUUAGCACGACUUGGAAAACAACCCGAAAGGUCAAGUAGUGGUAGUCAUGGUAGUGUUCGGGCAAGCUCCCAUCCCCGAGUUCCUCCUCCACCACCACCAGCACCACCGGCUGCUUCAAACCCAACGUCGUCAAGAUCGAAUGGUGCUGUACACCACCAGCAACAUCACGCAACUUCGAUGCCGCCUGUCUCAGGAAUCCGUCCACUGAUACCUCCAGCUCCUCCAACGGGGCACAACCAUCAUCCAGUUCAUCAACCAUUUCAACCAGUGUUCUUCAAAUGA